CCCGCUGGCCCCAAAGGAGCCAGCCUCUGGCUUCCCUCUGCAACGGGCUCUGUGCUUCAGACCCUGAGGGUUAGUUAGUACAAGCUUCGCGCCCUUCAACACGGAUUUCUUCUGACACCCAGUCCAGCCGGUGGGGCUGGAGCUGGGGUGGGGCGCUGGACAGCUGCCCUCCCAGACCUGCUCCAAGCACCAUUAGGAAGGACCCUGCCAGGUGCAGGUGAGACUGACAGCUGGGAGAGCUGCCCCAGGCAUUUAGGAUCUGUCUGGGAAAGGUGAGUCAGUCCACUGGGGGCAGGGCUCCUGGAAUCAGGAUCUGCAGCCCACGCUGGAGGCGCCCGCCCCCACCACCAUCAUGUCACCUGGAGAAAAACUGGACCCGCUUCCUGACACUUUCAUCCUGCAGCCGCCAGUCUUCCACCCGGUGGUUCCUUACGUCACGACAAUUUUUGGUGGCCUGCGAGCAGGCAAGAUGGUCAUGCUCCAGGGAGCGGUCCCUGUAAAUGCACGCAGGUUCCAGGUGGACUUCCAGUGUGGCUGCAGCCUGCACCCCCGGCCAGAUAUCGCCAUCCACUUCAACCCUCGCUUCCACACCACCAAGCCGCACGUCAUCUGCAACACCCUGCACGGUGGGCGCUGGCAAGCCGAGGCCCGGUGGCCCCAUCUGGCCCUGCAGAGAGGAACGAGCUUCCUCAUCCUCUUUCUCUUUGGAAAUGAGGAGAUGAAGGUGAGUGUAAAUGGGCAACACUUUCUCCAUUACCGCUACCGACUCCCGCUGUCUCGUGUAGACACCUUGGGCAUAUAUGGAGAUAUCUUGGUGACGGCCGUUGGAUUCCUGAACAUCAGCCCAUUUGUGGAGGGCGGUAGCGAGUAUCCGGUUGGACACCCUUUCCUGCUGAAGAGCCGCAGCCUGUUUCACGCUCAGUCUGCUGGACGAGGCCGCCCACGUUCCUGUGACGCUCAGGGCUUCCUUCGCCGACAGAACUCUGGCCUGGGUCUCCCGCUGGGGCCGGAAGAAACUGAUCUUGGCCCCCUUCCUCUUCUACCCACAGCGAUUCUUCGAGGUUCUGCUCCUAUGCCAAGAGGGAGAGCUGAAGCUGGCGCUCAAUGGGCAGGGCGUGGGGGCCACCAGCCUGGGCCAGCAGGCCCUGGAGCGGCUGCGGGAGCUGCGAAUCAGUGGCAGCGUCCAGCUCUACUGCGUCCACUACUGAGGAGGGAUCCAGAGGGCCCAGCCGGAGAAGAAGAGGGCCAGCCUGUGGCCGGGGCCCCACCAGAUGCCCCCACUCUCCUACCCUCGUUAAAAUCUCCACCUGUCACCACGGUGUCAGGCCUGGCUCACUUCUGGAACCAGGAGCCCGAGUCUGCAGGUGCUUUGGACCCCACAGCAGAAAGGGGGCACAAGAGUGUGAAGGCUCCAGAAACUCUGCAGUUCCCUCCACCAGGAGCCUGGGAUUUGGCUCUGCCUUCCUUCAGGGCCUAGACAAGGAGGCAGGCUUUGUAGCCUAAUGAAGAUACUCCAAAAUACAGCGGCUUUAAAAAUUUAGAUGUUUAUUUCCUUCUAAUCUAAACAGAAAAAUCGUCCAGGUCAGUGGGGCAACUUUGCUCCUUAUGGACCUUCUGGGUCAUCCUAGUCAUCACCCCACCACCCCCAGGGCACCAGCAUCACCUGCGUGGCAGAAGCUCAGUAGCCACCAUAUCUAGGUUUCAACCACUGAGAAGGCAAAUAGAGAAUAUGGACAAGGCCCAUCUGGUGUCAUAAGCCCAGACCUGGGAUUAGCACACGCUAUUUACACUCACAUCUCAUUGGCAAGUACUCAGUCACGCAGCCACAUUAUCUGCAAGGGAGGCUGGAGAUGUCCUCCACGGGAUGACCACGUGCCUGGCCAUAGCUCUACUCCUGUGAUUCCUGGAAUAUUUGGUUUUAUUUAUAUUAUACCAUCUUAUUUUGUGUUCUCUAUUUACCAUUGCUAUUUUCCCUUAUAUUUUCAGCUUUCGUACUUGCUAUUGGAUUGAUAAAGUCUUCUUUAUCACCCUCUCCCUUUUUUUUCUUAUGCUGAUUUGGAAGUUGUAGAUUCCAUUUUAUACUUCUAGUGGUUAUCCUUACUUUUUAUUUUAUUUUUAGUUAACACAAUAAAAUUGACUUUUGGGGGUGGGUAAAAUUCUGAGUUUUAACAUAUAUGUAGGUCUGUGUGGCCACUACCACAAUCAAGAUAUAUAACAACUCCAUCAUUCCAAAAAAUUCCCUGGUGUUACUUCUGUGUAAUUGCACCUCCUCCACCCCCUCCCUUAACCCCCAGCAACUCCCUGAUCUGCUCUCCACUACUAUAUUUUGUGUUUUUGAGAAUGUCAUAUAAAUGGAAUCAGGUAGGAUGUGACCUUUUGAAACUGAUUUCUUUCAAUCAGCAUUACCCUUUGGAGAUUCAUCUAAGUUGCUGUAUGUAUCAGUGACUCAUUCCUGUUUAUUACUCAGUAGUAUUCCAUUGUACCACAAUUGACCCACUGAAGAACAUUUGGGUGGUUUUCAGUUUUUGACAAUUAAUGAAUAGAGCAGCUAAAGUCAUUUGUAUACAAGUCUUUGUAUGAAUGUAACUUUUCAUUUCUCUUGGGUUAAUACCUACUAGUGAGACUGAUGGAUCAUAUGCUAAAUGCAUGUUUAACUUUAUAAGAAACUGUCACAAUUUUCCAGAGUUGUUUCAGAAUAGUUUUGGGAAUUUUGCUUUCCCACCAGCAGUCUAGGAGAUUUCCAGUUGUUCUGCAUGCUCAUCAAUACUCAUAAUUGGGGCUUCCCUGGUGGCGCAGUGGUUGAGAGUCUGCCUGCCAAUGCAGGGGACACGGGUUCGAGCCCUGG
This is a messenger RNA of Balaenoptera musculus (blue whale), 2845 nucleotides long. RefSeq names its product galectin 12 (gene LGALS12). Gene Ontology annotation, biological process: lymphatic endothelial cell migration; intrinsic apoptotic signaling pathway. Lineage: Eukaryota; Metazoa; Chordata; Mammalia; Artiodactyla; Balaenopteridae. The coding region runs from base 353 to 1477 and encodes 374 amino acids. Gene Ontology annotation, molecular function: integrin binding; lactose binding. The transcript has 8 exons. The record is from RefSeq and is a predicted model, not a curated record.